Molecule: messenger RNA, 925 nt
Organism: Varanus komodoensis (Komodo dragon)
Lineage: Eukaryota; Metazoa; Chordata; Lepidosauria; Squamata; Varanidae
Gene: TNNT1
Product: troponin T1, slow skeletal type
Exons: 12
Coding region: 1-750 (249 amino acids)
Biological process (GO): regulation of muscle contraction; sarcomere organization; slow-twitch skeletal muscle fiber contraction
Cellular component (GO): troponin complex
Molecular function (GO): tropomyosin binding; troponin T binding
Source: RefSeq, a predicted model, not a curated record
AUGGAAACUGCCAAAGAGGAGCCGGCUGAAGAAGAAGUGGCUGAAGAACCUGAGCUGACUGCUGAGCCAGAGGAAGAACGCCCAAGGCCAAGGCCAGUAGUUCCACAGUUAGCUCCUCCAAAGAUCCCCGAGGGGGAGAGAGUGGAUUUCGAUGACAUCCACCGGAAGCGUAUGGAGAAAGAUCUUCUGGAGCUGCAGACCCUCAUUGAUGUACACUUUGAGCAGAGAAAAAAAGAAGAGGAAGAACUUGUUGCUCUUAUGACAAGAAUUGAACGCCGGCGUGCCGAACGUGCAGAGCAACAGCGGUUCCGCACAGAGAAGGAGCGGGAGCGACAGGCCAAACUUGCCGAAGAGAAGAUGAGGAAGGAGGAGGAGGAAGCCAAGAAGAGAGCCGAAGAUGAUGCCAAGAAGAAGAAAGUGCUAUCCAAUAUGGGAGCUCAUUUUGGUGGAUAUCUUGUAAAGGCGGAGCAAAAACGUGGCAAGAGGCAGACGGGCCGUGAGAUGAAGAUCCGGAUUCUCUCAGAGCGGAGGAAACCACUGAACAUAGAAAACUUAAGUGAACAGCAGCUGAGAGACAAGGCCAAAGAACUGCACGAUUGGAUUCAUCAACUAGAGUCAGAGAAGUUUGACCUGAUGGAGAAGCUCAGACGCCAGAAGUAUGAGAUCAACGUUCUCUACAACCGCAUCAGCCAUGCCCAGAAAUUCAAAAAAGGUGCUGGAAAAGCCAGACUUGGUGGCCGCUGGAAGUAGAAGAAGUUUGUGCGCAUGCUCAUAUCUGGAAGCCUCACAGAAGCAACUGUUGAUCGGCAACCUGUUGCUCUCCAUGCCUUGUCUGGUGUUGAAAGUUGACCUCACUGUCCUGUGUCCAUCCACCUGCACUCCCAGUCACUUGUGCCUGUAGCAUGUUUUAUGUCACAAGCCACAU